GUGGCAGUAUGAGCAAUUUUGUCAUAUAUUUCUGCCUCUUUUCGUGUCAAUUUUGUGGAAUAACGGCAUUUGAUAACUUAGCAUUUGGAAGAAAUGUGACUGGCUAUCAAGACUUAUAUGUGGGCAAACCCCUCCAAAUAUCUGGGAAUUUGACCGACGGAGAUAGAACUGGUACAUGUGAACAUUUUAGUGGGGAUUAUUUUGAAUUUCAUAUCAACCUUCAAAAAAUGUACACCAUUAAAUCGUCGAGACUUAUAUUCAAAGGAAAUUUUACAACGAAUGGAGCAAAUAUUUUUUGUUACGAUGACACUCGUACUUGGCCUUACUACGAACUUGGCAGCUACAGAAGGGAAAAUCCACAAACAGUUAAGUUUGAAGCUCAACGAACUGGAACGACGAUUUAUUUUUAUGUAUGGGUGCCAUCUAGCAAUACAAUUGAAAUCGAAUUAUGUGAAAUAGAAAUGUAUGGAUGUGAGGUUGACCACUAUGGUGACGAUUGUCUGCCCUGUAAUAAGUCUGAUAAUUGUAAAGUUUGUGAUGUUAACAAUGGAGCAUGUUAUGUCUGUAAAAAAGGGUACACUGGAUCCAACUGUAGCAGAA
This is a messenger RNA of Saccostrea cuccullata (small rock oyster), 600 nucleotides long. RefSeq lists its product as uncharacterized. The transcript is spliced from 4 exons. The annotation marks the transcript as partial. The record is from RefSeq and is a predicted model, not a curated record. Lineage: Eukaryota; Metazoa; Mollusca; Bivalvia; Ostreida; Ostreidae.